AUUUAUAUAUAUACAUAUAUAUAUUAUUGAGCUAUAUAUACAGAAUCAUUUUUGCAAACGAGCAAAACCGUAGUUUUAAAAUGGUAGGUGAUAGAUGAAAAUAUCAUUACAUAAAAUUAAAUGAUUUCGAUUCGUGCAUUACAUAUAUUUGAAUUAAAAAAAAGUAGAAGUGACUAUGAAAUCCUUUAUUUCCGGUUCAAAUUGUACCAUGCAAUUAUAUGUACCACGUGAUACACCAUUCAAAACCAACUAAAACUCUAAAGCUAUGGUUUCGCUCAUUUGGAAAAAAGUCUUGUAUAUAAAUAUACGAAUAUAACAAAAAAAUAUUUAACAUCUCUAUUAUUACUUACGAGUUAUGUGAGAUAGAAUAUACAUCAAUGAUGGAAAGAUACGAAAUGAAUAUGAAUUCAAAUAAUUCAGGAUCCACCAUGCAAACUUUAAAUAACAAUACGAUACAUAAUAAUACUGUUAUGAUUAAAAAAGAAAAUCAUACAAUGGACUUGAAAAGGCUUGGCGCAAGAAUCAUAUGUUCUGAUAACAUUACUAGGCAAAACUUAAAUAAGAAGCCAAGUGCGACAACUACGAUUGUGGAUGACGAUGAUCAAUUUUUUAACAAAAUAAAGUUAAAAAUUGACAAGAAUCUUCUAUUACAUUGUAAGGAAAAUUAUAAACCAGGUAUAAAUUAUCAAAGUAUGAAUUUAUUAGAGAGAAAGAGACCUAUAAUUGAUAUAGAGACCCAGAAUGUGAUUAAAAGAUUUAAGAGGGAUACAAAUUAUAUAAAUUCUCAAUCAUCAAAUAAUACAAAUAUUGUACUAUUUAAUCAUAUUGACAAUUUUAUGAAAGAAAAAUAUAAUAUUUCAACAAAUGUUAGUAAGAAAGAUAUUAUUGAACGUAAAAAUAUGUUUUCUCCGAAAUUUCUAAAUACAAAUUUCAGAAUUCCUGCUAGUAAAUACAUAUUUCAGGUGACUUCAAAAUUGCAUACAAAUGUUUUACCGUUACCUACAGAUGAAACAACUAUUCUUCGUGAGGAAUAUGAAGAAUCUUUAUUUUAUGGAAUGAUGUAUCUCACUCCUCCAGAUAGUAAUUCAAUCGAGGCAAAUAUAGAUUCGUAAACUUAUUAUUAUAUUACAUACAAUAUUAAAAUAUCUAAAAGAAACAUUAUAAUAAUUAUCAUAAUACCUAAAAUAAACCGUGUCAAAUUAAAUAUUUUAUUAAAUUACAUAUGUAAGUGGGAGUAAAAACUUUGAUACAUCUUUCCUAAUUGUUGCAAUUUAUAAUUUAUUUCACUCAAAUGUGACAUGAAAAUAUAGAAAUAUAUUGAUACGUGAAUUUUAAAUGUACGCACGUU
This is a messenger RNA of Bombus pyrosoma, 1348 nucleotides long. RefSeq names its product glycosyltransferase-like protein gnt14. NCBI's taxonomy places the organism in Eukaryota, Metazoa, Arthropoda, Insecta, Hymenoptera, Apidae. The transcript is spliced from 4 exons. Bases 378 to 1112 code for a protein of 244 amino acids. The record is from RefSeq and is a predicted model, not a curated record.